CAUUGAGGUGCAUUGGGCACCAAUUGCUGCUCCAUGGCUGAUGCACAGCACAGCUGUGCUGCUCCAAUGCAUUGCUCUGAGGUUCCUGUGCUGCCUCAGCACGGAGAGAAUUUGUGCCAGCAUUUCAGGAGAACCUUCAUCUUAAACCUUGCAAAGCAAACGUUUGAGCUGUGGAUGGCGAUUGAUUUGACUGCUUUUAAUUGUGAGCUCCUUGCUGAUGAGAUUUCUGCUGUAUGAACAGCGGCGUGUGCUGGAACGCAGGCUGCCCAACUCGGGAGGAGGUGCUCGCCCUUCGGUGAGUGGUGCAAGCUGCAGCCAAAAGAUGCUGCCAAGAUGCCUGAGAGUGCCUGGAAGCUGCUUUUCUACACAAUAUCCUGGUCCUAUGGCUGCUACCUGCUGUUCUUCACUGACUACCCCUUCUUCUACGACCCACCGUCCGUUUUUUAUGACUGGAAGAAGGGCAUGGAUGUGCCCACGGACAUCGCUAUCGCCUACCUGUUGCAGUGCAGCUUCUAUGGGCACUCCAUCUAUGCCACUGCCUACAUGGACACGUGGCGCAAGGACUCUGUUGUCAUGCUGCUCCACCACGUGGUUGCUCUGACCCUUAUAGCCUUCUCCUACGCUUUCAGGUACCACAACGUGGGCAUCCUCGUGCUCUUCCUGCAUGAUAUUAAUGACGUGCAGCUGGAAUUCACUAAGCUCAAUGUCUACUUCAAGCACCGGGGGGGUGUCUACCAUCGGCUCAACGACAUCAUCUCCAACAUUGGCUGCCUCACCUUCAGUGUCAGCUGGUUUUGGUUCCGUCUCUACUGGUUUCCCCUCAAGGUGCUCUACGCCACUUGCUACUCCAGCCUCCAGUCGGUUCCUAAUAUCCCCUUCUAUUUCUUCUUCAAUGCUCUGCUCCUUGUCCUCACUCUGAUGAACAUCUACUGGUUUCUGUACAUCGUCCUGUUUGUGGCCAAGGUGCUGAUGGGGCAGGUGCACGAGGUGAAUGACGUGCGUGAGUACGAUGUGGAGGACAGCAAGAAAACCACAGCGGGCAAGAAGAAAGAGAGUGGGCUCCAGCUGCCCAAUGCUCUGAAAGAAGGGAUGCACCUGAAGAACGGACUUGUGAAAGACAAGCGGUUAUAAGAGCGUGGCUGCUGCAGCCUGGCUGGAUCUGGGGACUGAGCCAGG
Molecule: messenger RNA, 1176 nt
Organism: Lagopus leucura (white-tailed ptarmigan)
Lineage: Eukaryota; Metazoa; Chordata; Aves; Galliformes; Phasianidae
Gene: CERS1
Product: ceramide synthase 1
Exons: 7
Coding region: 334-1131 (265 amino acids)
Biological process (GO): ceramide biosynthetic process
Cellular component (GO): membrane
Molecular function (GO): sphingosine N-acyltransferase activity
Source: RefSeq, a predicted model, not a curated record